This is a messenger RNA of Moneuplotes crassus, 792 nucleotides long. NCBI's taxonomy places the organism in Eukaryota, Ciliophora, Spirotrichea, Euplotida, Euplotidae. The record is from the annotation of a GenBank genome assembly.
UAAGCAUGCUACCUUUAGCACAUCUCUCCAUUAUAGACAGAUAUCUCGGAUUUCAGAGGAAUAGAUAUAAACUAUUUAGGUUUUAACAGGCCUACAAAGACAAAUUUGAAUAAAAAUUUAAGGGAAUUAAGAUAUUUUAUGCUGUUAUGGAAUAGGACAAAAACAAAAACUGUAUAUCGAAAAAAGAGCAUACUUAAGAGUUUAAAAAUGAUGAGAAGGAUUGUGAUAAUAUUUUUCUUCAACUUUAGUGAAUCAGGUAUUGCUUUCUCUAUCUCAAGUGUCAAACUUAUUAAAUAUUAUUACUCCUGUGAUAUCUAGUUAUUUAAAAGAGCCUCUUUGAAAUAUAUUAACAAUUUUUCUUCUAGAGAUACUUUAUCUAAAUAUUAUCCAAAGAACUAAAAUUUUAAUAAGAGCCAAAUUGAUAAAAUUUGCCAAAAUUUGCCAAAAAUUCCCAAACAGUGGCAAUUAACUAUAACAUACCCCCAACACCCCCACUAUUCCUAAAGACUCUCCCAAAACAUGCCACCAAAGGUACGCCCUCCUUAUAAACCCUACUAUUCCUCCCCCAACACUAAUUCCCAUCCUUCCCAAUCUUCCUCUUAAUAACUCACUUCAAAGAGGUCUCAGCCUAUUUUUCACUAACAAUUUAUCAACAGAGAGCUGCGUAUUUUGGAGUUUGAUUUCGAACUUUUUAAAGUUAUUAAUAUUUUGGAAUAUAUUGAGGUCUUUGGGUUAAAAUUUAUGGAAAUUAUUGAGAGCUGUUGUGCUGGUUGGGAGAUGGGUAGUGGACUU